UAUAUAGAAUCUGGUGAAAUAAUAUGUUCGCUGUAUAAAGUCUGUGGCUGUAUAAUGAAAUCGUUACUUCAGUUACCUUUAAGCAUUUUCAGGGAAAAACAAACCAAUUUAUAGUGACUUGAGGAUGACUGAGAUAGGUUUAAAAAGGUGCAAUGUGACCAACUAUUGUUUAUAGGUAGGAUCAAUUUUCAAGGACUUGCUCAUUGAAUCCUUUGACAUCGAUCAUCACCCAAACAACCGCUAUAGCCGCUAAAGACAUGGGCGUAGGUCAUCGAAGAGGAGGACGUCGAGCCGGAGGUCAUCAUCGACGUGCAAACCGUCGUCAUAACCGUAAUCGACACCGUCAUCAUCGUCGUCGUCAUCAUGGAGGUGUUGCCAUCUUUACUCUUCGACGAGGAAAUCAAACUAGUACUACAGUGAUGACUACCGGCACGGGUGGAGCAGGUGGAAAUGCCCAGUCAAAGCCUCUUAUCGGAAUGUUGUCAUUCAUAUCCGUAGUCGGCAUCGCAGUUGGGAUGAUGAUGUCGAACCUUGGAGGAUGGACUGAUUCUGCUCUCGGCAUCGCUGGUAUCGUUAUUUUCAGUCUAAGCGUCCCCCUCCUUGUAAUCACCUCCAUCAUACGAAUCAACAUGAGGAACAAACUAAUUGCCUCUCAGUCGGAAGCAAGUUUAGAGGCUGGGACAGCGACCCCCAAUAUGACAGUAUCCACUCUGUCUUUGGAAGGAGGAAUUAGUAGCACCGUUUCACACGUUGGUGAGGGGUCAUCUCAUAUCGUUCAAACUGGUGCGGUGCAACCUGGGAGUGUUGCCAUGGGAACAGCUACCGGGAAUCCUGGAAACCCUUCCUAUCACCCCCAACCUUAUCCACAACCUGUACAAAACUACCCGAGUGCAGCUUCUCCUUAUCCGCCAAACCCCAGCGGUGCUACCCAGAGCCACCCCAAUACCAACACCACAUCGGUACCCAUGCCUUACCCCCAGCCAGGAACUUCCACCACCCUACCUCCAGUAAACUAUACGACACUCUACCCCCCUAAACCGCCAUCGCAGGUGGGCGUGGUCGACCCAAGCUCUGAGGUAGAGAGCAUACCCCCUCCUCCGUCAUAUGAUGACGUCAUCACCGGCAAUGUUAGCUAUGAUGAAGUUAAAGAACUUUGAUAGACGCCAAUGAUUUCAGAUUUUAGAUUGUAUUCAAUUUGGAGCCAUAUUAAUAAUUGUUAACCUAAUUUGGUUAAUUUUAUUUGCUUAUAAAAUUAUUAAUGAUAAUGUGUUAUGCUAUUUAUUAUGGCCGGUACCAGGAAAGCGGAUGCAUCUAUUGAGUAUUAAGCCCGGCUUUUAAGGUAUAAAAUGUUUUUCAUGGUUUUCUUGUGAAAUGAUUCCAAGAUUUGUAUCCAAUUACUCAAAUUUGAAUAAUAGUUUUUUCCCCCAAAUAUACAUUUAUUUAUUUCCUUCUUAAUUGCAGAUACAUCACACUUUACUAUAAUUAAACGACACUGUUUGUCAAAUCACAAUAAUUUGACGAUUAUCAUUAUCAUCAUUAUUCUAAUUUCAUU
Molecule: messenger RNA, 1552 nt
Organism: Lytechinus variegatus (green sea urchin)
Lineage: Eukaryota; Metazoa; Echinodermata; Echinoidea; Temnopleuroida; Toxopneustidae
Product: sulfated surface glycoprotein 185-like
Exons: 3
Coding region: 258-1157 (299 amino acids)
Source: RefSeq, a predicted model, not a curated record